UUCCGGAUGCUGUGGUGUAUUUGUUCCUUUUAAACAUCAUUCUCCAUCAGCCCCUACCAGCAGACAGCUAAAGACUAUCAAGAUGGCCCAAUACUCAUCAAUGUCGAUCGCCAAACGGAAAAAAUGCAUGAGCAAAAAAGUGCACGGGCCAUGGUAUCAAAGGUACAUCAGCACGGUACCGUCCAGCCAGCAGCUGUUCCUCCAGCCGCUGAAGGAGCUGAAGGCCGAGGAAGAAAUGAUGAAAGCCAUGGCCUCGCCCUCCAAACAGGUCGACAGGACGGAGGAGCUUAUCAAGGCGUUGACCCAUGAGAAGAUGAUGAAGAUUGACAUGGUGUUGGCGCUAGCUCUAGGGGACUCUAAGAAAAUGAGAGAAAGAGUUACUCAGAUCAAACCGGCAACCAGCCCUCUCAAGUACGUCACGGAGAAGGAGAAAGAGAAAGCCAAGACGGAGGCCCUGCGCUACACCGACCACAAGGGCAACGCCAUCAGUCUGAUCCGGUACCUGAUGCUGGGGGGCUCCAGGAAGCUGAAAGACGGUUCCAAGUGGGCACUGUUGGCCAAGAACCGGGUGGUCCGGCAGAAGAUCAGGACGUUGAUCAAAGAGAAAUACCACUCUGAGAUCGCUCACAAGUGGAGAAAAGCGAUUCGGCGGGUCCGGGCAGUUUUAAGGUUUUUCCAGAUUAUUGCGCACAUUGCCCGCACCACCGGGGAAGUGUUCAAAAAGUUCAGGAACGAAGAAACUGCCAAGCUGUCCACAGAUGAGACGGGACUUUUCUUUGAUAAAACAUAUUUCAAGGCCAUCAAGAAAGGGCGUGAGUUGAGUAAAGAGACACUGUUUACACUCAGCAAGCCUGAGCACUACCGGACGUGGGAGGAGGCUCACAAGGUCGCAGAAGACCUUCGAUUCGUUCGAUCUUUUUCAAUUCUACCCAAAAGUUACCAGGACAGACUGGCCAUGAUUGCCUGGUAUAUGGAGAUACCUGGUGACAAGGUCAUCAUCCGCGAAGGUCACGUAGCUGACAGCUUUUAUUUCCUCAUCACAGGCAGAGCUGUAGCGGUCAAGCUGAAUGGCUCGCCACUGUUCGAUCACCACGCCAGGUACUCCGUGUUAAAGAUCUUCGAGAAGGAUGACAUGUUUGGUGAAGAAGGCAUCUGCGACCGCAUCAACCGCAACUACUCCGUCACGUCCAUGGAGAAGUGCACCAUCCUGUCCGUCAACAUCGACGACUACUACAGGAUCUUCAACUUCACCAACUCGGAGGACGAGAACCCGGACCACAUUCGUCUGCUCAGCCAGAUGGACUUUAUGAAAUAUUUUCCAAUGGAACAACUCAUCGAGAAUUCAGAAGGCAACGUCAUUGUCUUUUAUUACAGGCGAGGUACCCUCAUCACGAAACAUUCGUCCGCUUCAGAGUUCAUCUAUGUCGUCAAGUCUGGAAUAUGUAGGGUGCUGGCCUCAAUAAAAAAAGCACCGCCGAAAAACAAAUCGCACAAGUGCUUGAAAGUUUUGCUCCCACCAGUUAAAGAAAAGAAAAAACGACAACGCGAUUCUCCAAAAAGGGAUUCUUCCCGAUCAAGGAUUAGGCUGCCUAAGGCUUCUAUUGUAGGAAUAAACAACUACACGCCCAUAAUCAGUAUCAGCGCCAGUCCCAAUGAAGACGAACCCAUCGUCAUCUACAGUCCCGAGGACAUUUACGUCAACCCGAGGGACGACCUCGGGGACAGCCCCGGGUCAGACCUCAGCACGACCAACAUCACCCCCAGCUACAGCCCCUUCACCCACAGCCAGUCCCCCGGGUUCACCCUAAACCACUCCCCGGGCAGCACCAACCUCAGUCCCGCCAUCAGCGCCGUCAGUCAAGUCAACCAAUCAGACGCGCCGGAAGAAAACGAAAACGCGAACCAAUCGGAGAAGUUUUUAUCAACCAACGACGGCAAACUCCCGCGACGGAAGUCAUCCCGCGUGCAAGGACUGAAACUUCCGGAGAUCAAACGGAUGUCGGUGACGCAGAAGGCGGGUAUUUUGAAAAUACCGGGGCAGAAUAUCCGGAGAGUUAGCAAAGCUGGGUCUGAAGGUCGCGGGGAAGGUCAGCGUGGGUCCGCGAGGAAAACGUCAGACGUCAAAAAAGUUAAUAUUGUAAUGCAUCCAUCAUCACGCAAGUCGAAUCAGAUUCCCAGAGCGAGUGACGCAUCUGAUGCCUAUACCGUCAUCAAAACGAUGGAAAACUUUGUCUCUAGCAUGAAGAGCAAGACGAUCGCCCAGUCGCUCAAAACUUUAGAAAGUGAAAGUGCAGCGUCCACCCCCUCCCCUCUCUUGAAAGCAGCGUCGAUCGAGAAAGUUCUGGUGAACCCGAACCUGAAACAGACUCAGAAGAAGACGUGGGUCUGUGUCAAGAUGCUGCGGGAGUCGGAUGUUUUUGGACUAGAUGACCUUGACUUUGGCGAUGCAAAGGAACCUUCAGAUUGUGCAAUGGCCUUGGUGAGCGAGGGUGCUGAGAUGAUACUCAUCUCGAAGAAAUUUUUCAUGGAGAAUGCGACCCCCGUGAUGUUGUCCUACCUGAGGUCAUGUAGCUACAUCCCUACGGAUGAGAUGACCUUAAUCAAGGACCUUCAGAAGAGGGAGUACUGGGCAAAGUUCCAGGAAAAGACCGUGGAAGCGUUCUACAAGGAGAUGCAGAUCACAAGAACCAGCAACAAGCCAGCGGACAACUAGCUGCUAUGGGCUUUUUAUUCCUCAGGACUUUUGGGCACUAACCCACAGGACAUAGUCCUAGCUGGUGUUGCGUUGUGUGUAUUACCGUGUACACCCACAGGACAUAGUCCUAGCUGGUGUUGCGUUGUGUGUAUUACCGUGUACACCCACACUGCACACAUAUGUGCGGAUGUUACGUCAUAAGGGACCUCGCCUUAAUUAGCAUCAGUUGAU
This is a messenger RNA of Physella acuta, 2926 nucleotides long. RefSeq lists its product as uncharacterized. The record is from RefSeq and is a predicted model, not a curated record. Lineage: Eukaryota; Metazoa; Mollusca; Gastropoda; Physidae.